This is a messenger RNA of Alternaria arborescens, 1050 nucleotides long. RefSeq lists its product as hypothetical. The record is from RefSeq and is a predicted model, not a curated record. The transcript has a single exon. Lineage: Eukaryota; Fungi; Ascomycota; Dothideomycetes; Pleosporales; Pleosporaceae. The coding region runs from base 1 to 1050 and encodes 349 amino acids.
AUGGGUGCUUACCUCCAAUCACCACAUGUGCUUCGAGAGGUUCGGACCGACGUCAAGAGCCCGCAAGCUCUGUUCAUCUUGGGUACACCCAGUCAUUGCGAUAGCACUGAAAUGCCAGCUAUUAGUUACGAGUUGAGUGUCAACGGUCAACUUGAACGGAAGCAUUACUGCGUUAACAAAGGAUCUGGUAUUGCCCGCCUCAUUUUUGUGGCAUCGAUCCGCGGAAAGCUUCUUUCUUUGCUCAUGGGUUCAAACGUUACUCAGUUCAUAUAUAACAUUGAGAAUCGAACAAUCUUACCUCGUUUACCCGAACCCUUCUCGAUAAAUCGCCGUUUUCGAGAACUGGCGCUCCGAAAGUUCUCAAGGGUCCAUGCUGUUGGAAGAAUCGUAUCGUACAAUGCGCAGGCUACUUUCGAUGACCUAAGGCUGAUGUAUGAUUGGUGCAUGGCUAGUCGACUGUUCAUCCGUAGCGAACACGCAGCUCGACAUGAGAAGUACCCUCCAACUAUCCUGAUGCGUUUUGAGCUAUCGGAGCGAGACAAUCUUUCCAACCUUCGGAUUCCGAUAACAAACAUCGUCGUGGCAACGACCAAGCUUCCAUUCAACACAGAGAUACGGGUUGAGUUAGUUCAUAUCAACUUGCCCGUUAGCGUUAAAGUUGCGGUCAAAACAGUAACCCUUCACAGGCUUCAACAACAGUUCCUUGUCUUUCUUACUGAUAUCUUGGACUUCUAUCCAGGCCAGAGUACUCAAGUCUGUCCACGCGUCACAAUGGAUGGUAACUUUGCAAUCAAGGAAGCAGAGUGUGAGCGAGAGGACGGAAGCGAUUUUCUUGUCAAGAAUAAGAGUACCGCUCUUGACUCUGACGAGAUGGAAGAGGAAGUUGAUCUGUGCAUGAACAAACUGCUAGAAAGAGAUGAUCCUGUUACGGCCGCAUACCUCCCCCAUCGCGAAGUCAACGAUGAUGGAAAUCAUACUACGUACAUCUUGGACUCACCGCAUGAUCACUCGUUGCUAGGGGUGGCUGUGUGGCUGGCUUGCUGCUUGUAG